This is a messenger RNA of Malassezia vespertilionis, 849 nucleotides long. RefSeq names its product ssDNA endonuclease and repair protein rad10 (gene RAD10). NCBI's taxonomy places the organism in Eukaryota, Fungi, Basidiomycota, Malasseziomycetes, Malasseziales, Malasseziaceae. Gene Ontology annotation, biological process: mitotic recombination; UV-damage excision repair; nucleotide-excision repair. Gene Ontology annotation, cellular component: nucleus; nucleotide-excision repair factor 1 complex; ERCC4-ERCC1 complex. The transcript is spliced from 2 exons. The record is from RefSeq and is a predicted model, not a curated record. The coding region runs from base 1 to 849 and encodes 282 amino acids. Gene Ontology annotation, molecular function: damaged DNA binding; single-stranded DNA binding.
AUGGAGGACACGGGGGAGACAGGCACCGAUCGACAGCGGGCACGGCCGCACCCAUUGAUCCGCGGCGCGCAAACCUCUUCUGCAUCCAUCUUGGUGAACAGCUGCCAGCGCGGCAACCCCAUUUUACAGCAUAUUAAAGGCGUGCCAUGGGAGUAUGCAGACAUUGUUCCAGAUUACCAGGUGGGGGUGUCGAAUGGCGUGCUUUUCCUAAGCCUUCGGUACCAUCGCUUGCAUCCUGAAUAUAUCCAUACGCGCAUACAGCGGCUUGCACGUAUGUACACGCUUCGCGUGCUUUUAAUCCUGUGUGAUGUGGUACGUCCCAGCGAAGCGCUCACACAGACGGAUCACCAGGCCGCAAUCAAGGAGCUAACGAGAAUCGCGCUCGUAAAUCGCAUGGUCAUUAUCGUUGCAUGGAGUCCAGAGGAAGCGGGGCGAUAUUUGGAGGUGUAUAAAGCGUUUGAGCAGACGCCGCCCGACACGAUUCGUGCGCGCGUGCAGGACAGCUACAUGAGCCAACUGACCGCGACGCUCACAAACGUGCGUGGUAUCAACAAGACGGAUGUGAUGACCUUGGCGUCGCACGUAGGGUCGCUGGAGCAAAUUACUGACGCACCCCCCGAAAAGCUGAUGAUGCUCCCGGGCCUGGGCGACGUAAAAGUACAAAACCUGCAGCGCGCAUUCCAACAGCCGUUUCGUGCAGACGGUUUGAAAGGCGCGCCGCCAAAAGAGACGCCUGCACCGCCCCAAGAUACCACUUUCUCUAUGGACAACUUGCCGCCCAACUUUGAAUCGCUGCCGGAAGAGGAGCAGCUGCGCAUCGCAAUGGAACUCAGUAUCGAGGGAAUGUAA